CCAGGAACGUCAUCAAGGUCCGCGAACCGUCCUGCAGCUUCUCUUCCAAUAUUCCGGGCAUCCCGCCAUACGAACCGAGAGCCUCCCAACCGGUGUACAUGAGCACCGAGCCCAUUACGGGAGUGGGUGGCCGCCCUUCUUACAUAAUCUUCGACUUCUCUCGUGUCAGCUUCGUGGACGGCACCAGCAUAAACACCAUGAUGGAGGUAUUCAAGGAGUACAGGACAAUUGGCGUUUCCAUCUACAUGGCCGCAUGUUCAGUGCCCGUGUUCCGCAUGCUCAAAAAGGGCGGCGUCCUAGACGUCCUGCCGUCGGCCAAGUUCUUCCCAAGCGUGCACGACGCCGUCCUCCACACGCGGCACGAUAAAAAGGACACACACAAGGUGACACUGCCAGGCAUGACCACGUGAGAGAUGGUACCAGUGAGCACAACGGCACCGCUAUUCUGACGUACGGGACGGAAUAUCUCAAUCCACGUCAUCCCAACAGCAGCAGCAACGUCCUGUGCUGCUCCAUCACAGAGGCUCGCGGCUCCUGACAUUUCGUCAAGCACUAGAAUUGUUGUGAAGGACUGAUCAGCCUGUCGGCUGGGGCUCUGUACAUGCCUUCUUCGAGUCAAGGCAAGCGGUACAAUGGCGUCAUCAUCUACGUCAUCAGUCCGGUUGCAGCACGUGACUGCACUUUCGGCUAACGACGCCUGCAAAAGCAUGUCCUCCGAGAGCCGUUUUAUGUUGCUCGGGUGCAACCGUCGCCACUGAGGGGUGUGUUUGAACAUUGCCUAUUCCACGGUGGCCGGAGGGCACCAUGGCUGUAAGGACGGCUGCGCCAGUGUAUAGUGUUUCCCAAGGUGAAAUCAUGAGACGGACACCAGUUUGGUCCCUUCUGUAUUUCAAAAUUUAUUUCUCCAACACUUUCUCUUGCAAGAAAGAAAUGACAAAACACAACAGGGAUGAAAGAAAAGCGAGCGAUGCUGAGAAUAAACAAAUCCAUCAAACAUCACAUCAGAACUUCAGAAAAAAGAACAAACUUCUGCACGCAAACGAUUGUACCGCCGUCUAGAGUGCAGCGGAUACAUUAGCGACUGUUGCUACAUAAAGCAACUGUCACGCAGUGAAACAGCAA
Rhipicephalus sanguineus (brown dog tick) is the source of this 1122-nucleotide messenger RNA. RefSeq names its product solute carrier family 26 member 6-like. The transcript is spliced from 4 exons. The coding region runs from base 99 to 410 and encodes 103 amino acids. Gene Ontology annotation, molecular function: sulfate transmembrane transporter activity; bicarbonate transmembrane transporter activity; chloride transmembrane transporter activity. NCBI's taxonomy places the organism in Eukaryota, Metazoa, Arthropoda, Arachnida, Ixodida, Ixodidae. Gene Ontology annotation, cellular component: membrane. Gene Ontology annotation, biological process: transmembrane transport. The record is from RefSeq and is a predicted model, not a curated record.